GGCGCUUUAAUUUAACUUGAACGAAUUCGGAUAAAGGUCAAGCUUUCUAUCGAAAUCUUUGAUAUUUUGACUUGACUUCACUAGCCUCAACACCCGAUAUAAAUAUAGACCGAACCUUCUUUUCAAUCUGGUUCCUUCUGGUCAGAACGAUAGACGCCUCUGUCGCUCACUCUUUCUGAUACAAACAAGAUUGCAACUUUGUAUUAAUCAUGUCCUCCAGCUCUAGAAGUAGCACUGCAAGAGCUCACAAUCCACACGGCACCUCGAACUCCAUUAGAGAAUACAAUAGCAGGCCCAUUCCCGCGAAUCAUUCGCAUAUACAAACCAUACCUGCAGAGAGCAUUCACGAAAAAUCGGGGUCAGAGAACGAAAUCGAAUCGCCAGAUUUUAUCAUCAAAGAAUCAGCCCAAGAAGAAAUAGAGGACCAAUUGGAAUACGAAAAAAGACUGCAAUCACUCCGCGCCAACUAUCCUGCGAAUUCUGCUUCAACACCAAUUUCUCAGGAUACUACGUACGCGGAUGUCAUGGCUGCUCGACCGUCAAGAUCGCGUCGUCGCAAUGAAGCUUUGGAUGAAGCACAAGAUAUGAAAUUAGGAGGACCAAUGACGCUUGAAUCACUUGGUCCUUUCAAAUAUACCUUUAAGAAGAAGAAGAACUUGAAAACAAAAUGUUCAACGUCGACAAUCAAUGAUGAUCAAGCAAUUGAUACCGAUAAUGGUGGUGGAGGUUUAACAGAUGAUGGCAUAAAUACGAACGGAGGGGCAGAUACGGGUUUGGGUCACAGUGAAAGUACUAGUGAAGUCGGAUCAGAUCCAGAAGUGGUAGGAAGUGCAAGCUCAUCACGUCCCAUUUCACCUACAUCGACCCCACAACUCGAAUCAUCUCUCGAUGUUUCCUCUCCCCACCACAACACAACCUCGCACAAACAACGAAAUUACACAGAAUUCACUUUCACCGCACCGGCACCAAAGCGAAUCAUUGAAUAUCUUAAAAAGAAUACGAAGGUUACCGAAGAAGGAUGGAAGGAUUCUGACGAUCCCUUGCAAGAGGACGAUUUGCAAGACGACAGCAUCAAAGAAGAUAUCAAUAACAAUAUCGUCCAGCCAGUUUUUACCGCUGAAGAUACGACGACAACUACCACCGUUGUCACUACGACUAGCAUCCCUUCAAUUGAUCCAACUCCGUCAGCAGUGGUUAUACAACCCCCUCUAGGAGUUUCCAGGAUCUCGUCUUUUUCCCACUCCUCUACUGAUAAAAGCAGAACGCAAACUCUCUAUACGAUUGACGGUGGUAUUGGUCUCAAUUCCCCUUCUCUUGAUCUUUUGAAGUGUGACAAUUCCGAUACACAAUCGGUGAAGGAUAAGAGCGACGCAGUCAUGGCUCGCAUUGCUUCAUCAGCAGGGUUAAUGAUGAGAAGCUUGAGUGACAUCACCACUGUCAAUGAUGGAUUUGAUUCGGUAGAGUGGGAUCCAGAUCUUCCUGUUCGCUCGAUCAACAACUCUCCUGAGCCAUUAUCAGUUGAAGCACAACCUGUUGCUUACACUACUGUCGGAUCUCGUGUCAAUCCUAAUUUGCAACCUCAAAUAUCCGCCCCUAAUCGUAUUCAGCGCGAAGGUUCUAUUCGCAGACCCCAAUUGGACCCAACUCACAAUAGACAAACAAAUUAUUAUCCUCACUCCCGUGGUCCGCCACCUCCUUUGAAUAUGCAAAACUCCAUGCACUAUGCGCAACAACUCGGUCAGGGCCCUAACUCUUUCAACACUCCGCCAGCCACAUCUGCGAGAUCUACUCGCUCUUUACGGCCAUCUCAGAGACUAUCCCAGUCAGAGCAAGAGAACCAUACACUUCUCAGACUUCAGGGAAUGAUUAAUGCAAGAGUAUCUAAUGGUCAUUAUCCUGUCUCGCCCAAUACACCAACUCCUACUUUCCAUCAAAAUAACGUUUCAUCAAUUUCGAAUGAGGAGCAGGAAAUGGCAAAAGGAAGUGAUUUGCAAGGCCCCAUAUCAGGUUUGGAAAAGAUGCAGACCUUACAGAGACUUGCGAGAUUCCCGAAUCCGAUGCAAACCUCAGCUUUACGUCGAUUGUCUGAGUUGCAAGCACCCAAAGCCGACAAUACUGCGAAGUCAAAUGAAGAGUUUGAAAUUGCGAGCCAACGCUUGGAGUACCUCUUGCAUAACCAAAGAGAUAACACUAUGCUUGAUGGUACACAAGCUGCCAAGAACGGAGAACUCGACCGUACCUAUACAUUUCCUCAACCGGGUAUCUCCAACACGGCGUACAACCCGCUCUACAACGCAUAUUCGGGAUCUAACGAUCAUUCAAGAGAUUCUGCCAAUCAUCGAGGAGUACCGGGUUACCCACAGCCAUUGACUGCCGGCCCACCAGGACAGCGCUCGUAUGCUAACAAUAGACAGAAUAGUAACUAUAGUGAGGAGGCUUGGACACAAGAUCAAACUGAAGCAAAACAAAACUCACACGCGAGCACUGAGCCUACCUCCCCAUGGCAAGAAUCAAAAGCUCUCAAUGAGCAGUACAGUGCUCAGGCGCCAGCACAAGCUCCUUCUGCACGCGCAACAGAUACAAUUUCAAUGCAACAAGCCCGUCAGUAUUAUCCUCACGGCUUUCCUAGUGACAUGACCGGGAGAUUCACUCAUUUGUCUAUUGAUGUACAAAAAGAAAUGGGACUUCUCGAGAAUGAAGAGACUCCUGAGGAAGCUCGAGCAAGAAAACAAAAGGAGAAGGAUGAGUGGUUCUACAGUGGCCAACAACGAUGGAACAUGACAGUUCAGGAUCAUAUCGCAGAAAUGGAAAUUCAUACCAAUCCUUUCGGUCCCAUCGGUCCUCCUGCGAAGAAAAGUUUGCCUUCCGAUAAUAGACCUCUUCCCGGUAUCACUAUCUCAAGAAUGGAAAAGAAGACCAUCCCCGAAGUAAUCGCUCCACUUAUAGAUGGAACUCUUGGCAACUUGUUCGCUAUCAAAGCUCAACAGGGAGAUGGAAAUCUCACGACACCAUUCAGUAGAUAUGCCAAAAGUCCAGAAUGGCACAUUGAUACAAGUGCAAGAGGCAAUGAUUCUUUCUUUGAAGAAAGAUGGGGAGUCUGAAUUGAUGUCCCAGCACCUCAUGGCGCUCGAAUUCACGAUACUAAAUUCUCAUCGCUUAUCUAGCUAGUACGCAGACAACGAUAGUUAAGAGAGCCUCUCGACACCUAUGAAAUCAAUUUUCGCUAGCUGUCUCUUAUCA
This is a messenger RNA of Botrytis cinerea B05.10, 3240 nucleotides long. RefSeq lists its product as hypothetical. The record is from RefSeq and is a predicted model, not a curated record. The transcript has 3 exons. Lineage: Eukaryota; Fungi; Ascomycota; Leotiomycetes; Helotiales; Sclerotiniaceae. Bases 210 to 3101 code for a protein of 963 amino acids.